GACCGCGUCGUUCUCGUGGACUUUUACGCCGACUGGUGCGGGCCGUGCAAGACGCUCUCGCCCAUCCUCGAGCGCAUCACCACGGACGAGUCCAUCAAGUCUGGGAGCGGACUGCCUCUUGACCUCAUCACCGUCGACACAGACGCGGAGGUAGCCCUCGCACAGCAACACAAGAUCCGCUCACUCCCGACCGUCGUCGCGUUCAAAGACGGCCAGCCCGUCAGCCAGUUCAUCGGCGCACUGCCCGAGGCGCAAGUCCGCAAGUUCAUCGAAUCGCUUUGA
This is a messenger RNA of Heterobasidion irregulare TC 32-1, 282 nucleotides long. It is a transcript of the gene TRX6, whose product is annotated as thioredoxin-like protein. The record is from RefSeq and is a predicted model, not a curated record. Gene Ontology annotation, cellular component: cytoplasm. The annotation marks the transcript as partial. Gene Ontology annotation, molecular function: oxidoreductase activity, acting on a sulfur group of donors, disulfide as acceptor; protein-disulfide reductase activity. The transcript has 3 exons. NCBI's taxonomy places the organism in Eukaryota, Fungi, Basidiomycota, Agaricomycetes, Russulales, Bondarzewiaceae.